Molecule: messenger RNA, 3257 nt
Organism: Poeciliopsis prolifica (blackstripe livebearer)
Lineage: Eukaryota; Metazoa; Chordata; Actinopteri; Cyprinodontiformes; Poeciliidae
Exons: 11
Coding region: 1747-2934 (395 amino acids)
Source: RefSeq, a predicted model, not a curated record
AGUCAAGAAGCUACUUUCAGCUGUUGUAAAAAUGUAUGUAUCAAACAUGACUUGAAAGAAGUUUGACUUUGCAUUGUAACAUUACUAAACCCAGUGGUGUCUCAGGUAAACCUGAUGCAAUCAGUCAAGGGUUUCAUUAGUUCCAUGAGGUGUGUUUGAGAUAGAAAACUGUAAGUACCUGGACUAUUGACUUAGAUGUUGUAGAAAUAUGGCUGAGUCAGGAGAAUUGCCCAAACAGUUCAGAGAAAAGCUCACUGUUUCACAGGAAAAGACCAGAUACAAACAAAGACAGAAAAAGGCUCUGAAUGUAUCAAGUGAUGCAGCAGGAAAUAUGCCUCACAAGUUUCAGAUGAAGGUGCCUUCACCACCUAGGCAUUACUAAAAGAGGAAGCUAUUAAUGACUGUCAUCGAGGAGGCGGUUGACCAAAGGCCCUUGCUGACCGCCAAAGACGUGUGGCAAGACUUGGUGGCAGCAACCGCGGAGGUUUUAGUUACCAGAAAAAGCCACAUAAUAAACACUGAAGGGCUUUUUGCCUGAACUUCAGGCAAGAAGUAUACCAACACUGACCAAAAAAAACAAAACAAAAAGAAAAGUCCACUCCAAUUUCCUCACAGCUCAGUAAAUAAACCAAAGGGUUUUGGGAAUUCUGUUCUAUGGAGCGACGAAUUAAAACUGGAUCUUGUAGAUCAGUGGUACAGUACAAAGUGAAGUGACCCUAAUGGUCCCCUGAAUUAAUAACAUGAAAGAAGCUAUGAAUCAUGAAUGGAGGAGUCGAUAACCAAAAGGGUUCUGUACCAAGUAUGAAAGAUGCUAUUCUGACGGAGGAAUGUAUUUUUUGUGAAACUGCAGUAGUUAUUGAAAAUGGCAUAUUGUGUUUAAUUGCGAGACCUACUAAUUGAGCAGUGCAAAUUGUUUUUGUUUGGUUUGUUCAUGAGGAAGCAUACAUUUUGCCAGGAGGCCUCAUUUCCAACAGAGGUUGAGACUCUUCCUCUCCUCACCCCAGACCGAACGCAAACCCUCUCAUCGUCCUCCAACCGGGAAGAUUGCCACCGGCCUGCGCCUCUUGCACAGCUUGUUUUGACUGUAGCUCUUUAUCUUGCUGUGUCAUAACUCGCAAUUAUCUCAGUCGACAAGCCACAUUCAGGGUGGAAGUCAGCAACCAUGACCGCACAUAUUUCCCAACAGGAAGUUUGCUUCAUCAUCCAUCUGUGUCUCGGUAAAGGCAUCAAUGAACUCACGUUGUCAACAAGAAGAGGUGUGAGAGCUUUCCCGACUAAGCUUUCGUUUAGUCGGUGUGUCUGAGUGACAUCACAAACAGCUUUCAUUUCUCACAGCAGUGGAUCGCCGGCAUGUGCAGAGUCAAAUAAGCAAAGUGAGGAAGCAGCUCAGUCCUCUGCUGCCUCUCAACAGGAAGGAGCAACUUGUGAACUGUGACUUGCCAAAACCUUACCACCUUUUAUCUUCAGUACCUCUUUAGGAGGCGACACCUUUUGUUCUAAGGAGUUUACGGAAAUAUGCUCUGCAUGCUGCCAGAAAGGGGGAACUAGUGCUCAUUCUCCUUAUGCCGCCCCUCCUCUUCUGAAGAACAAUAUCCCCUUCUAAACCCAACCUCCCCUAACCUCUCUACUUUUCCUGUUGUCUGCUUGGUUUUAUUUUGCCACAAACUGCUCGGAUGAGUGCAGAUGGUUCUCAGAGUGUGGACGACUCGCUGAGACAGGACUAAGAACGUAAGGUCCUUGCUGGUCAUGGGAUGCUGCAGCGUGACUCAGAGGCAUACGGGAGUGGACGAAGUGGGUCCAGAUGAAAUUGAACUGCUGGAACUCUCUGGAGACAAUUUGGGAAUAUGGAGUCUGAGCGAAAACAGAGUUCAGCUGUCGGUGAGGAACAGCAGAGAUGAGCAGCAGCUGGAACCACAGCUGCCAUGCAAAGCCUCCGUGCGACACCUGGAACAGGAGGUGGUGCUGUGGGGCAGGACCAGAGAUGAGCUCCACCACAGGAUUUACUCUCAGCAGCCCAUCAGGGGCUGGGAGGGCCAACCUGCUCAUGUUUAUGGAGAGGUCAUCCACUCCUCUGUGGUGUCUUUCUACAACAACUAUUCAGAGGAACAAAGUGAACGCUUCUUGUUGUUGUUCUCUUUUCACCUUUUAAUCCUCUCUCUGGAUCACUCCCAAGAAGACUUCAUUUAUGAGGGUAUACUUCCUGUUUCUGGCCUGUCUGUUCGAGCCCUAUCCCUGCAGCUGGAUGCGUCACGUCCAACACACAUGUUUGAGAUCACCAGUGCUAUGAUGGACUCCAAGGUGUUUGCAUGUGCCAGUGCAGCAGAGUCACAGAGAUGGAUUCAGCACAUAGAAGACCGGAGAUAUGAGUCCAUGAUGCAACCCAUGAGUCCCUCCCAGUGUGCUCUUUCUUAUCUUCUGCCUUGCGAUGAAAACUGGAAAAGAGAGGAGCUGAAGAAAUAUCUAAUGCAGGCUCCUAUCUGGAACUGGGAGGGCUCACCCAUACACCACAUGGGUCAGCCUGGACACAUCUCGAUUGUUCACAUCAUCAACACUCAAAGACAGGGUCUCCAAGAAAGACUGAUGAUUCUCUUUCCUCAAGAUCUCCUGCUACUUUCUGUGGACAGUAAGCGGCUGCAUAUAAAAUAUGAGGGCAGGUUGGCCAGACAGAGCUUCAAGGCAGUGGAGCGCUCUGCACUUCCUGGACGCUUAGAGUUUGAACUAAGAGGGGAGCUGCUGGAGACGCUGCAGGUCUCCUGCACCUGUGUGGAGGAUUACCAGGCCUGGAUUUUCCAUCUGCAGCAGCCAGACAGAGACAACCACAUUAUCAUGAGUCAGCCGCCGCCUCCCUUGAUGCCAAAGCUGCAGAGGAACAGGAAGGAGUCGCAGGAGCCGAUUUUAGCAGCCGACCAGUGUCACGUCAACGGCAGGAGCUGACCUGCAGUUCUCAGAAAAAUCUUUAAAACCGGACUGUUCAAUAUAAAUCCAAAUCAACUUUUAGAUAAAGUAUUUAUGUUUGCCAUAAUAAGGGUGGAACGCUCUUUUCCUAAUUUAGAUAUAAAUCGUUGAGUUGAUUAUUUGUAUGUACCGGAUAAGGAAGUCUGGUCUAUUUCACGUGUGACCAGACUGAAAGCAGGUCAUGACCUGGUUUCAGAGGAAAGAUGGUAAAUAUGUAGAGCAGAAAGCCGGGGCUGAACAAAAUGUACAUUUAUGUAUGUAGAACUUUACUGAUAGUUUUCAAAUAAAGACUCGCAACCUGA